CCUCCUUAUUUAAGGGUUUUUCUUUAAAAUUCCCGUAACAGAAGUGCUUUGGCAUUUGUGAGUAUGUAGACUUGGUAGACUCAACCCCACUGCUCUGUGACUGGUCAGAUUUUGGCUAGAAACAGGUGAUGUGUGUUUCAGGGGAGGGAACUAGAAGCAGGCUAUAUUAUAAAGAUGAGAUGGAAAUUAUAAUAGUUAGAAGAAGAUAUCCACAGUGACAAGACAUCACUGAUGAGCUGCUUUUACAAGAUGGACUGUGAAGUUCCUUUAAUGCCCACUAAACCAGAGAUCAGGAUCGUGCUACUUGGGAGGUACGGAAAAGGGAAGAGCUCUUCAGCAAAGACCAUCCAGGGACAGCCUGAAGUCAUCGGUCCCACAGAGACAUGCCAGGAGAAAACUGUGGUCAUUGACGGGCAGAAGGUGGUGGUUGUUGAUACUCCAGGUCUGUUCAGGUGUGUACCAGAUCCAGAGAAGGAGAAGGAGAAGGAGAGGGUGGUGACAGAGAUGAAGAAGUCCAUCAAACAUGGAGGACUUCAUGUGUUCCUGAUUGUGAUAAGCUCGUGUGACACUUUCACUAAGGAGGAAGAGGACACAGUGGAAAUCAUUUGCAGAACUUUUGGCAAAACCACAUUGACUUUCUCCAUGGUGUUGUUCACCUAUCGAAACGAGGUCCGAGGAAAAAUCGAGGACCGUUUUAAACGUAAAGGUCUGGAGAACCUAAUCAUACAGUGCCGCUGGAAUUACCAUUCUUUUGAAAAUGAGGUUCAGGAUCCUAAACAAGUCACUGAUCUACUGCAGAAGAUCAACAGCAUGAUUGAGGCAAACAGAGGACGAUGCUACACCCAUGAGAUGCUGCAAGAUGCUGAAAAAGCCUUGGAAAUAAAAGACAAUGAAAAGAAAGAACAAGAAGAGAAAGAAGAGAAAGAAGAGAAAGAGAAUCUGAAAGAAAAUGAAACAGACUCCCGAAGAAACUUUAUUCGAACAACGGCUUUUCUUGGAGCAGGUGGUGGAUGUCUGAUGGGGUAUCUGUUUGGUGGUGGUACAGUGACUUCUAGUACACUAGCUGCAGCGGGAGGUUUGGUGGGUGUGCUGCUGGCAGGUGGAUCGGCACGUUUAAUGACUGUAAAAAACCUGUGCAAAUGCAAAACGUGAGAUGUUCUUGUGUUAACAAAUGAACAUACUUGCCCAAAGAAGAUUGGGGGGGUCGAAGAAAUGUCAAAGAAAAAUGUGAAAUGUUAUCAAAUGAUAUAAUAACAGAUAAACAGCACAGGACACACAGUGGUGGAGGGCGUGUGGGAUGGUGGACUGGCCAAAGCUCCUAGAUUUCUGGAACAGGUUUUGGGUUUUAACUUGACUUUGGGUCCAUUUCAUAUACUGAGUACUGUAUACCUUCUGAUACUCUGACGCACAGACUGCUGUGCUGUUAAUAGCAAAGAAAACAUUUACAGCUUCCUGCUUCAAUAAUGCCAGAACUGUCCAGAAACGGCCUCCUUCAUAUGUUACUGUAUUUAGGUUGAUUGAUUUCAUUGUAUUCAUAUUCUUAUUGGAGUUCACCUGAUACAAUGUAACAACAUUUGGCCACAGCUACAGUUGUGAUUGAUUCAUGAGUGCUGUCAGUGGUUGUAGUUCAUGUUCAGGUGUCUGUUAUUACAAACGAGGAAAAAUGAUUUUAUGUCAAUGUUCAAACAGAAUGCAUGUGAUGAGAUCUCCUCCUGUGUCGUGACGUCAUGGUGACUUUAUAUUUGAUUAUUCAUUUAAACUAUGUCAAACAUUCACACGUUGGUUCGUCACAUGUUGAACUUGUUUUGCAGAUUGUGUGUUGUGUGUUUUUGUUCAUUGUGUAGAUUAUAAGACACUUCUGUCACUUUCAUCUCUGCACUUUUCUUUAAAAUGUCCCCGCUGAGGGAUGAAUAAAGUAGAAUCUAAAAAAUCUAAUCUAAGUCAGCUCAGCUACACGCACACACACACACAC
Molecule: messenger RNA, 1972 nt
Organism: Larimichthys crocea (large yellow croaker)
Lineage: Eukaryota; Metazoa; Chordata; Actinopteri; Sciaenidae
Product: GTPase IMAP family member 4-like
Exons: 2
Coding region: 232-1152 (306 amino acids)
Molecular function (GO): GTP binding
Source: RefSeq, a predicted model, not a curated record